This is a messenger RNA of Diachasmimorpha longicaudata, 1953 nucleotides long. It is a transcript of the gene nSMase, whose product is annotated as putative neutral sphingomyelinase. The transcript has 6 exons. NCBI's taxonomy places the organism in Eukaryota, Metazoa, Arthropoda, Insecta, Hymenoptera, Braconidae. Bases 377 to 1588 code for a protein of 403 amino acids. Gene Ontology annotation, molecular function: sphingomyelin phosphodiesterase activity. The record is from RefSeq and is a predicted model, not a curated record.
CUUGUUUGCUUUGAACUCGCUGGAGAAGACCUCCAAGAGGUGCUCCGAAACGGUUUAUCGGGGGGUUUAGGAGUGUUUCAGGGUUUUCUCGUGGUUCCUAACUAUCUUUAGACAUUUUGGCAGCUUCCGGAAGCUCUGUAAGUGCAGGUUUUUGGGUAUUUUUUCGACAAUUUGAGGUACAAGUGCAGAGGACCUGUCGAUAGUUCUUCUGUCCGGGUAUUGGGGCGAUUCACAAUUUACAAGUGUUUUUAACAGCUGUGAGGUGUAUAUCAUUAUCACCAAAGAUGCUUGCGUGACACCUGUUCUCUUCUAGGAUUACGAUUAUUCAUUGUUCAUUUAGUUUGUUCAUUUGUUAGUGUAAUCGGUGCAGCUAAUUAUGACUGAGGAGGUGUUGCUCAGGGUUUUGACACUCAAUUGCUGGGGCAUUCCCUAUGUGUCGAGGAAUCGGGGCAAAAGGAUGAAGGCCAUCGCUGAACAAUUAGCCUCCGGGGAUUAUGACAUCGUUUGCCUCCAAGAGAUAUGGUCUCUCAAGGACUUCAACAUGAUGAAGUACAAGACACAGGAUAAGUUGCCCUAUUCUCAUUAUUUUUAUAGUGGAGUUCUGGGGUCGGGUAUUUGUCUUCUCUCACGCUACCCGAUUCAGGACGUUAUGUUCCAUAGAUGGUCACUCAAUGGGUAUGUCCAUAAAAUCCACCACGGUGAUUGGUUCGGGGGAAAGGGGGUUGGUUUGUGUCGGCUAAAAGUACACGAUGCUAAUAUUAAUGUUUAUGUGGCACACCUGCAUGCUGAGUACGACACCGAGAACGACGAGUACUCAGCCCACAGGGUGCUUCAAGCAUUCGACAUGGCUCAAUUCAUAAGAAUGACGAGACAAGGAGCUGAUGCUGCCAUUCUCGGUGGCGAUCUCAACACAGGCCCAGAAGACCUGGCUUAUCAGAUAAUCAGUGGAAUUGCCAGUUUGGUGGAUGCAUGCUCAAGUAUUCAUAGUGACGUUGGGACCAGCGAAUGUGCCAAUAAUAGUUAUACACCGAAGAAAGUCGCCAAACAGCUGCCACAGGGAAAACGCAUCGAUCAUAUUCUAUAUUUGGGCUCCAAGAAAUUCAAGCUUGAGGUUUUGAAGUGCCAUCAGCCCUUCCCAUCUCGCAUUCCAAACGAAAAUGUCAGCUAUUCGGAUCACGAAGCUGUUGCCGCUGAAUUUAAAUUAAUACCGGUUUACUUCAUAAUUCUAGGCAAAUAUGAACUAGUAGAGAAAGACAUUCGGAAUCCUCUGAAGGAGGCCCUCAGUGUCUGCGACACAUCACUUAAAGAAAUUCGGAAGCAACGAGUAUGGUAUCUCCUGGUAAGUCUACUCCUAUCUGUUCCCGUACUCUGUUCAAUGGGUCUCGAUCUGUCCAACGGAUCAAUCGCCCUCGACAUUGCUCUCAACGUCGGCCGACUCUUGGCAACUGCAGUACUCUGCUACGCACUCUUUAUGAGUUCAAUAUGGAAUUGCGUUGAACAGAAUGCUCUGAAAGCCGGUUAUAUAGCAAUGGAAACACGUCUUUUGCAGUUGAACAGAAACACAAGGCAGGAGAAAUCUUUCACCUAGUCAAAGAGACAUUCUCCCCAUCAAACCCAUUUACAUCACAUUUACCAGCCAAUGAAAAGCAAAGAUUAUGUUUAGAUUAUUUAGUGUUAUAUUUUCACGUGCUUACAGGUUUUUUUUUUCUUAUACAAAAAUUGCACAUUUUACAAAAUCGUAAGAAACUUCAUUAUUUUCAUUCGUUAAUCGAGAGUUUAUUAAGUUUCUACUGAAUGAAUUUGAAAUGUUGAUUAUAUCGCUUAUUUUCGGACGGUAUUGCCAUUGAAGUAUUAGAAAUGAAAAAUAAAAAUUUUUAUCAGCUCACUCGGACAAUAAAUCGAUUCAGCAUUCGUGUGAAAAAAUAUUUUUGCAAGCAGUUGAUAUGAUUCAAU